Messenger RNA from Haliotis rubra (blacklip abalone), 3083 nucleotides. RefSeq names its product ionotropic receptor 25a-like. The transcript is spliced from 14 exons. NCBI's taxonomy places the organism in Eukaryota, Metazoa, Mollusca, Gastropoda, Lepetellida, Haliotidae. The record is from RefSeq and is a predicted model, not a curated record. Gene Ontology annotation, biological process: monoatomic ion transport; modulation of chemical synaptic transmission; synaptic transmission, glutamatergic. The coding region runs from base 100 to 2535 and encodes 811 amino acids. Gene Ontology annotation, molecular function: transmitter-gated monoatomic ion channel activity involved in regulation of postsynaptic membrane potential; glutamate-gated receptor activity. Gene Ontology annotation, cellular component: plasma membrane; postsynaptic membrane.
UGGCGAUGUCGUGGAUAUAUCAAGCUGCUUUUGCCGUCUUUGUGUGGGCCUCUACAUCACAGGCAUUCAACGUCACUGUUCUUGUGAUCCGUGAGCAAAAUGAGGCAGCAGCAGCUCCACCGACAACACUUCACGACAUCAUUUCCCCUUUUACAACCACCCGCAUCGUGGACGAUGUCGACAUUUUUAACUUUUGGGCGACAGAAUACCCCAGUCUGUCGGGCUGGCUGGUUGUUUUUGGACACUCGGACAAAGUCCUGUCCGUUGAACCUCUUCCACGAGAACCUCCUGGCCUAUAUAACCCUCCACCCGGGGUCGUGCGGAGCGGAGAAUGACACGUCUGUUUUCCAAGUGCACACGACACCGUUUGACUACCGCGACAUCGUGGCAGAUGUGGCGAACUACACACAUUCCCCGAGUGACUCUGUCGCCUUCUUGUAUGAUGAAUCGGGAAAAGAGUACCAUGAACAGAUCAGUCUGCGCAAAGUCAACCAUUUCCUGUUCCACCUCGAGCUGCCCAUGCCACAUGACAACAUACCGGAAGUGCUUGCUAACCUGACUGUGAAAACCGACGUCCGAUACGUGUUUCUGAUGGGAACAUCGGGGUCUAUAGAAGAUAUGCUUAGACACGCACAUCGGCUGAACAUGUUGUCUGGGCGCUACCACUGGCUGCUGCACACCACCGACGGUAUCACACCUUGCUGUGACAAGAGCUACGACCACAGCAUCCUCGUCAUCAAAGACCUCCACAGCACGGCAACCAUGGACAACGAAGAGCGGCUCAUUGGUUUCACGGCUGACGUCAUUCAGGAGAUGCAUGACGUCAUAGCUGCGACGUCGGACCCAGUGUGUGCCUGCUCCUCAUCAUGUAAUUCCUGCAGAUCUCUGUUCGACAGGUCGCUGAACAAGGUUAUAGAGAAUGACACUCGGGUAUUUGGACAAGAAGAUGCCACUAACAGUGAAGUGAAGUUUACACUGUGUAAAUACACCGGCAACGACACAAGAAGCCUCUCUCAGGUGGCCACGUGGAGUCAAAGCGGUGGGGUGGAGUCGACAGAACAGCUGUUUGUCAAUGGUGUCAAGGGCGUGGUCCUCAGGGUAGCGGCUGUUGUGGAACCUCCGUUUGUAAUCCGCAACUCAACGGGAGACUAUUCUGGCUACAGUAUUGAUGUGCUUGAUGCCAUUUCCAAAAUCAUCGGCUUUACCUACACCGUGAAGGAAUGCUAUGACGGUCACUAUGGUAACAUGGACUCAAACAGCAUAUGGACCGGCUGCAUCAGGAACAUCGUUGAAGGGGACUCUGACAUCAUAGCAGGCGCUCUGACAGUGACGGCAGACAGAGAAGACGUGGUGGACUUCACCCUCCCCUACUACGACUUCGCAGGUAUACAGAUCGUCAUGAAGAAACAAAAUCGGCAAAUCAGUUUGUUCUACUUCGCCGACGUCUUCACUCCUCUGGCCUGGCUGUGUCUGGGCGUGGUCAUCGCAGUGACCAGCAUCAUGCUACUGUUGUUUGACCGCUACACGCCCACUAGGGCGAAGGACUCGACUGUGGAAGGAGAGGUGGUCGACAAAAAGGCUUUCGAUUUGAAGGAGAGCAUCUGGUUCGUGAUGGGAUCUCUCACCAUGUCCGGGGCAGGCGUUCCUCCUAAAAGCUUUUCCGCACGCCUCCUGGUCGCUGGAUUCUGGUUCUUCUCUAUCAUCAUGAUGUCCACGUUCACCGCCAACCUGGCCGCUUUCCUCACCGUGUCCCGCAUGGGCGUCGCCAUCAGCUCCAUGACGGAGCUCGCCUCGCAGUCCGAUAUCAGGUACUCCGUGGUCGCCGAUUCCUCAGUGAUGACCUACUUCAAGAGAAUGGCUGCCAUUGAGGAGAGCUUCUACACCAUCUGGAAGGACAUGAGCAUGGGCGGUGGGAACAACAGCUUGGCGGUAUGGGACUACCCACUCGGGGAUAAGUACGUCAAUAUCUGGAAGCACAUGGAAGGCACUGGACUCUUCAACUCCACCGACCACGCUGUCAACAGUGUGUUGAAUGAUAACGUCGCCUUCAUUACAGACUCACCAAUCAUCAAGUACCUCACCAACAGGAACUGUGAAUUGGCUGCGGUAGGGGACAUGUUCAGCGUCAGGCCCUAUGCGUUCGCUCUCAAGGAAAAGUCUGUGUACACCAAGAAAAUAUCGUCAGCCAUCCUGGAGCUUCAGAAGAAGCGUCAGCUGGAGGCGUUCAAGAGACGCUGGUGGGAUGAGGGCAAACUGAACUGUCCAGAGAGCUCCACCGACCAGGGCCUUGACCUGGAGUCUCUCACUGGAAGCUUCAUUGUGGUGGUUGUUGGUAUGCUUUCUGGAUUGCUUGUCCUGGUACUGGAGCACUUCUGGAAUAGGUUUUCAAAGAGGAAGCAAUCCCCAAUCACACAGGUGAGACCGACUGUCAGUAGCAAGUCGUCCCUAGGCAUACCAGGCUCCGGCAACAUGGAGGUUACUGUUCUGGGAGCUACCAUCCUGAAAGACGAGCUGCACACUAAGCCGGACAGCUAGACAUCUUGACAUCUUUCGGGCUGCGGCAGUUUGGGGCUCACAGAGCUAGAUGCCAAGCAUGACUAGUUUGUGCUCACUCCGUUAGUUUGCGGCUCAUACAUCUAGACAUCUUUCGGACUGCUGCAGUUUGGAGCUCACUCACCUGGACGCUGCGUGUGACGUGCUUUUUGGUCUUACACAGCUAGACGCGGAGCCUGAAUGCUGCAGAUAACGAGCCGGUGAAUAAACUGGUCACAUGAUGUGGAUUCCCUUGAAUAGGGUGUGCUCUCCUACGCAGAUCGACACCUGGUCAAUACGUUGAACGCAUCCUGCAUUGUUCCAGUUUGAAGAAUAUGAACGCUGUUUACAGCUAUGCCAGUACUUUCAUGUCGGAAUCAAUCACAUUAGGUGAAAACGGUUGUCAUGGUCAGUAAAUUGUGUUAUUCUGCUUCUUGUAUGCAAAAUGGCUAAUUAUAGAAAUUUUACAUUCACACUAUGCAAAUGCUCAAUCCAGUUUUUCAUCUUGCAGUAUAUGUGAUACACUAUUAAUAAUUGUGUUUUAUCUUCAC